UCGUACACUGACCUGGAACAGAGAUCUUUGUGUUUUGAAAACGAGGUUCAUCAUGGCGGCCGCGGGAAAUAAAAUUAAGAUUUUCCAAUGAUUUUCGCGGGAAAAUAGGAAAAUCUGAGAUUUACAAGCAUUCUAGAGGGAACCGAUCGUCCGAGAGCAUUGCUGAGUUAUCCGGGAAUCAAGUAAACCAUCACCAUGUCGUCCCUGGUGAAGAUGAGUAUCCAGGGCAUCCGGAGCUUCGGCCCAGAUGACAAGGAUAAACAGGUGAUCAAAUUCUUCAACCCCCUGACCAUCAUCCAAGGCCACAAUGGUGCAGGGAAGACCACCAUAAUUGAAUGUCUGAAGUACAUGACGACAGGAGACUUCCCUCCAGGCUGUGCCAGGGGCGGGUCAUUUGUGCAUGACCCAAAGGAACUGCAGCCAGUGGAGAAGCGUAUCGACAAGAUCAAUGCCAAGGCCAAUGAGAUCCACCAGCUUGAGAAGAAGAUCAGCAGUUUACAGAGCAGGAAGACACAGAUGGAGAGAGACAUGCAGGACCUUAGAGACAACCUGGAGAACAUCUUCUCAGGUUCUACUGAGCAGCUGAAGAGACAGCUGAGUGAGCACCUGGGACAGGUGGAGGAGAACGAGGAUGCUGUACGGCAGCUGGAGAUGAGGAUGGACCAGGUCACCAGGGAGUGUCAAAGGUAUGGCCGUGAGAAGGGAGACCUCCUAGUGAAGCAGGGAAAACUGCAGCAGGAGGCCACGCUGCAUGGACAGAACAUCCAGGACAGGGACCAGCUGGAGAGGAGGGAGAUAGAGAUGGAACUCAGUAAGGUGGACGCCUCCACGGAGCGGAUUGCGAGCCUGGGAGCCGACCUGGCCAGGAAGGAGCGGGAGCUGCAGCAGGUGGAGGAGUCGGCACACAUUCCACAGCUGAAGGAGGAGGUGCUGCAGCUGCAGAAUGAGAAGAGACAGCUGGAUGGUCAGCUGGGCCAGCUGGAUGCGGAGCUGCAUCAGAUGCACCUGCAGUCGUCUGUCCGCACACAGCUGGAGAUGCUGCGCAAGGACAAGGUGGCCAAGGAGGACAGCAUCAGGAAACUGAAGCAGAGGCACCAGUCGGAACUCACCGAUCUCAUGGGUCAUUUCCCCAGUAAGACAGAGUUGGUGGAGUGGUUGAGUCAGAAACAGCAGGAGAUCACACAGAGCCAGCGCCGCACACAGAAGGUGCACCAGGAGGUGUCAUCUCUCGAGGCCAGGAAGAAGAUGCUCACAGAACAACUCAAGAAGAGGGAACAGGAGCUUGACAAGUAUGAGGAACAGCUGUUUGAUGUGUGUGGUAGUCAGGACUUUGAUGUGGAGAUGGAUGAACUGGGAGACCACAUACAGAAACUACAGGACCAGAAGGGGGCGCUGGUGGGCACACGCCACCUGUACACCCGGUUCAUCAGUGAGCUACAGAAGGAACCCAGCUGUCCGCUGUGUGAACGCCGCUUUGGUGACGACCAGGAGGUCAAAGAACUGGUCGACUUCAUUAAGCAAAAGAUCGCCAGAGUGCCAACAGAGCUGAACACGAAGGACCAGCUUCUCCGGCAGCAGCAGCAGAAGUACGACACCAUGAUGUCACUCAAGCCAAUCAGGAAACAGGUCGUCGACCUCAAGGACCACGAGGUUCCCGAUAUCAAGAGCAAGAUCUCCACUAUCAACCAGGAGAUAGAACAAAAGCGAACCCAGAUCACAGAAGGAGAUGAACUGUUUGCCACAUUGUCCAUGGAGGAGGAGAUGGCCAAGGCCUGUAAGGAUGACAUCGCCAUGAUCGAGCGCUAUCGCACUGAACUCCGGGAACUCGAGAGGAAGAUUGCCCAGCAGUCGUCUAAGCUUGCAGGGUCAGAUAGUGGGCGCACCAUUGAGGAAGUGAACAAUGCUAAACAGGACAAGCAGCUCCAAGUGGACAACACGGCCGCCAAGCUGGAGCAGAAACGGCAGCAGAUCAGCGACCUGUCGGAGAGGAUCAACGCGCUGAAGAUGGAGGUGAACACGAUCGCGGGGGAGAAACUGCGGCUGGAGAGCGAGCUGCAGCGGAUGAAACAGCUGGAGGAUCAGAAGGCGGAGCUGGUGUCUCUGUACCAGGAACUACAGAGGGAGAUCAAGGAUACUCAGGAGAAGCUAGAGCCUCUGGAGUCCAGACUGCAGGGUCUCCGGCGCGAGAAAGACGACAUCACUCGGAAGAAGGAACAGGCCGUGGAACGUGCGAAAGGCAAGGUGGAUCAGGAGAAGAGUCGGAAGAACGAGGUGGCCAGUCUGGAUGCUGAGAUUGAUAGGUACAUUGAACAAGGGAGGGACAAGCUGCUACAACAAACAGAGGAAAAACUGCAAGUUCUGGAGAACAAAGUGAAGAAGGCAGAAGAUGAGAAAGAGAAAAUGGACUCUAGGAUGCAAACCUUAAGAAAGGAGGUAGCCAAUCAGAAGGCCAGAGAAAGAGAGCUACAGGACAACCUACAACUGCGGAAGAGAGAAGAGGAAGUGAACAAGCUAGCAGGAGAGAUCUGUGACCUGGAGGAGGAGCUGGGAGGUCUGGAUGCCCGCAGUAUUGAGCAGGAGAAGAGGAAGCUGGUGGAGAAAUACGAGCAGCUGAUGAAGGACAAACAUGUGGCCGAGGGGAGGAUGAGGGGGCUGGAGGAGGAGAUACGCAGGUACCGAAAAGAGCUCCAAUCUGAACAGUUCAAAGAUGCAGAUGUGAAGUACAGGGACAUGAUGAUUGUACUGAAGACAACAGAACUGGCUAAUGCUGACCUGGAAAAGUACUACAAGGCUCUGGACAGGGCUGUGAUGAGCUACCAUCACAUGAAGAUGGAAGAAAUCAACAAGAUCAUCCAGGAGCUGUGGCGGAACACGUACCGCGGGCAGGACAUUGACACCAUCGAGAUACGGUCUGCGGAGGACACCACCACAGCCGCGACCAAGAACAUGCGGCGCACCUACAACUACAGGGUGGUGAUGGUGAAGGGGGAGACAGCAUUGGACAUGAGAGGGAGGUGCAGUGCAGGGCAAAAGGUGCUGGCAUCCCUGAUCAUCCGCCUGGCUCUAGCCGAGACCUUCUGUAUCAACUGUGGAGUCCUGGCCUUGGAUGAACCCACCACUAACCUGGACAGGGAAAACAUCGAGAGUCUGGCCGCCGCCCUGAUGGAUAUCGUCAAGGGUCGCUCCAGGCAGAGAAACUUCCAGCUCCUGGUUAUCACCCAUGACGAAGAGUUUGUUGACCUUCUUGUCCAUGCCAACUUCACCCAGCACUUCUGGAGGGUGUCCAAGGAUCACGAUGGACUGUCGCAGUUGGUGAAGCAUGAUGCAGCAGCCUUACAGGACUAGUGGCAGAUCCUGGGGUGUCUCGAAGUUUCUUUUGCUUUGCACAAUUUUGUAUUACUUUUCUUGAAUCAUGUUCAAGCAUAGCAGACAGCAAAAUCCACUUAGCUUUAAAUCAUGUUCUAACACUAGUAGAUACCAUGUUAUUUUUUGGUUCUAACAUCUGCAUUAUUUUCCUUAUUUAACAUUUUGUGUUGUCACUAUGAUAGCAGCAAAGCUAUGUUUACAAAUUAUCUAUAGUUAUAGCAAAAGAAAGAAAACUAACUCAUUGCAAUCUUUCUGUUAAAGCAGAGCUUAUAAACAUAUACAUGUAAACAGUGCAAUGAGUCAUUGCAAUAAUAUUAUUGCAUGAAAACAGAUACAGGCAACAAGAAGAAGGUAUAUGUAUUUACCAGUACUGAUAGAAAGAAUACCAAUAGAAAGGUUUAACAACCAUAGCAAAGUUGUAUUGUCAAGAAAUCAUAAUACCAUGUACAUUGUGGUACCUUUACACUUAUAGAUGCUAACAGUAUGAUGGGAUAUAAAAAUACUUCUUAACAAAAUAGAUGUUCUGUUUUGUUGAGGUAGCAAGUUUUCUAUGUUAAGUAAUAGUAUGAAACCAAGACAUAAUAUAAAAAAAAAAAAAAAAAAAUUGAAUGAAAAAUAUAACAUUACAAAA
Branchiostoma floridae (Florida lancelet) is the source of this 3997-nucleotide messenger RNA. Its product is annotated as DNA repair protein RAD50-like. The transcript is spliced from 25 exons. Gene Ontology annotation, cellular component: Mre11 complex; condensed nuclear chromosome; nucleus. Gene Ontology annotation, biological process: double-strand break repair; telomere maintenance via telomerase; telomere maintenance via recombination. The record is from RefSeq and is a predicted model, not a curated record. Gene Ontology annotation, molecular function: ATP hydrolysis activity; G-quadruplex DNA binding; single-stranded telomeric DNA binding. Bases 196 to 3345 code for a protein of 1049 amino acids. Lineage: Eukaryota; Metazoa; Chordata; Leptocardii; Amphioxiformes; Branchiostomatidae.